CAAUCAACUGAAAUGUCAUCUUGUUAUUUAAGAUUCUGCAUCCAGGCCAAGCGAUAGAUAUUUGUUUGUUUUUUUUGUUUCUGGAGCUUGUUAUUUUAAUGAGUACUUCAAAAGUGAAAUAUGAAGAUUGUAAUGUCAUGUGGCCUUCAUUAGACUGAACUAAAAAUAUAAAUUGCAGUUCACUGCUCUUUUAUCCAUUAUUUAGAGUAAAAUUAAUGUGACAGUCACUUAUAACAUUAUGUUCAAAUAUAUCAUGUUAAAAGACCAUAUCCUCCAGCAAUUAUGUUCCAAUUUGUCUUUUUAGGCAUUACUUGAAACGCAAAAUCUAUUGCGAACCCAGGUUCCCAACUUUACCUUCAACCUUGGAUAUUCUGGAAAAUUCUACCAUACAGGAAUGCUCGCGGAGGAUGAAGGUGAUGAUCUGCUGCUAAAAUACGUGAAUGAAUUUUGGUGGUUCCCUCACAUGUGGAAUCACAUGCAACCUCAUCUCUUCCACAACGAAUCGGUCUUGGCUGAGCAAAUGAUUCUCAACAAGGAGUUUGCAUUAAAACACGGUAUUCCCACUGACAUGGGCUACGCCGUGGCACCACAUCACUCUGGUGUCUAUCCGGUCCAUGUUCAGCUCUAUGAAGCAUGGAAGAAAGUGUGGGGCAUCACGGUGACCAGUACUGAGGAGUAUCCGCAUUUGAAACCUGCACGUUACAGGCAUGGCUUCAUCCAUAGUGGCAUCAUGGUACUCCCACGUCAAACCUGUGGCCUUUUCACACAUACCAUAUUCUACAAGGAGUACCCUGGAGGCCCAAGAGAACUGGACAAAAGCAUCAGAGGAGGAGAACUCUUUCUCACUGUUCUUCUGAAUCCAAUCAGCAUAUUCAUGACGCACUUAUCCAACUAUGGGAAUGAUCGACUGGGACUCUACACCUUUGUGAACUUGGCUAAUUUUGUUCACUGCUGGACGAACCUGAAACUGCAGACGUUGCCUCCAGUGCAGCUGGCACACAAAUACUUUGAGCUCUUUCCUGAGCAAAAGGAACCACUAUGGCAGAAUCCAUGUGAUGAUAAACGACACAAGGACAUCUGGUCCAAAGAGAAAACCUGUGAUCGUUUACCAAAAUUUUUGGUGGUUGGGCCUCAAAAAACGGGCACCACUGCUUUGUACCUGUUCCUAAUUAUGCAUCCAGCCAUCACCAGUAACUUCCCCAACCCAAAGACCUUUGAAGAAGUGCAGUUCUUCAAUGGGAAUGCUUAUCACAAGGGAAUUGACUGGUACAUGAAUUUUUUUCCUAUCCCUUCUAAUGUGACCACAGACUUUUUGUUUGAGAAGAGCGCAAACUACCUUCACUCUGAAGACGCCCCAAAUCGAGCUGCUGCCCUCUUACCAAAGGUGAAGAUAAUUACCAUUCUCAUCAACCCUUCGGAUCGGGCCUAUUCCUGGUACCAGCACCAGCGAGCCCAUGAAGAUCCAGCAGCCCAGCGUUACAGUUUUUAUGAGGUGAUUACAGCAGGUCGAAGAGCCACCCCCGAACUUCGAGCCCUUCAUAACCGGUGUCUGGUGCCUGGUUGGUACGCAGCUCAUAUCGAGAGGUGGCUAACAUACUACCCCGCUAGUCAGUUACACAUUAUAGAUGGGCACAAACUGAGGACUGAUCCUGCUGUGGUAAUGGACGGUGUGCAGAAAUUCCUCGGAGUAUCCCAAUACUACAAUUAUUCUCAAGCUCUGAUGUUUGAUCCACAAAAAGGCUUCUGGUGCCAGUUGCUCGAUGGAGGGAAGACAAAGUGUCUGGGGAAAAGCAAAGGCAGGAAAUAUCCAGCAAUGGAUGUAGAGUCCAGAACAUUCCUCUCAAGAUACUACAAAGACCACAACAUUGAACUGUCCAAGUUGUUCUACAGAUUGGGUCUGCCAUUACCAGCUUGGCUGAGGGAAGAGCUGCAAAAAGUGAUGAGAUAGUUGUUGUUGGAAAAAUGGAAGCAAUGUUGCUAUCAUCAGUCUCGACGCACAGCAUCCAGUACUCCAGUAGUCCUUUCCUCUCAAGCUAGGGGUGACUGCCAAAAAUAAACAACUUUUCACGAU
Messenger RNA from Leucoraja erinaceus (little skate), 2071 nucleotides. RefSeq names its product bifunctional heparan sulfate N-deacetylase/N-sulfotransferase 4-like. The record is from RefSeq and is a predicted model, not a curated record. Gene Ontology annotation, molecular function: heparan sulfate N-sulfotransferase activity; deacetylase activity. The coding region runs from base 395 to 1948 and encodes 517 amino acids. Gene Ontology annotation, cellular component: Golgi apparatus. The transcript has 12 exons. Lineage: Eukaryota; Metazoa; Chordata; Chondrichthyes; Rajiformes; Rajidae.